AUGGCUACCUGCAUCCUGCAUCCUGCAUCCUGCGCCCAUGGCCCAUCCCCCGGCUUUGGCAGCCUGCCCCCGGAGCUCUCUGAGCUCAUAUGGCGGUUCUGCUUACCGGCCGACGAGGCAGAAGUCUGUUGUCCCAUGUGGCCGGUGCACCUAGACGCCGAGUACGAGGGACUCCAAGGCUCGCCCGGGGCGUCGCUGCCGCAGCCGAGCCGUCCCUUUGUGGCCGGUCGACACGGGGUUCCCAGUCUUGACGCACGUGUGCUGCAAGUUGCGCUCGUUUGUGCAAGACUCGCCCAGGAGCUGCGCGAGAUUCUGCUUGUCUGCGGCUGGCGGAUGCUAGGUCCUACGAUACACGGCGACACGACGGGCGACGACUGGGCGGUGCCGUCAGAAGUCGUCCCGCUGCCCCUUGCGCUGCGGCAGUGUCGCGAGGAGGCUCGAGACGAGUGCGCGUCGCGUCGCACCUUUGCCGAGUGCCAGAGGGACGGGACGUGGCGCGAGAAAAGGUUCAUUUGA
Molecule: messenger RNA, 516 nt
Organism: Metarhizium brunneum ARSEF 3297
Lineage: Eukaryota; Fungi; Ascomycota; Sordariomycetes; Hypocreales; Clavicipitaceae
Source: RefSeq, a predicted model, not a curated record